This is a messenger RNA of Penicillium bovifimosum, 1575 nucleotides long. Its product is annotated as flavin-containing monooxygenase. Bases 1 to 1575 code for a protein of 524 amino acids. The record is from RefSeq and is a predicted model, not a curated record. Gene Ontology annotation, molecular function: NADP binding; flavin adenine dinucleotide binding; N,N-dimethylaniline monooxygenase activity. Lineage: Eukaryota; Fungi; Ascomycota; Eurotiomycetes; Eurotiales; Aspergillaceae. The transcript is spliced from 2 exons.
AUGAGCUCAAAGUCUUUUUUCGAGACGCUCAAAGCGCUCAUUCGGCAUCCAUUCGUGGAGACCUUUACCUGGCUCUACAUCACCCUGCAAGCGGUGUUGACUUACAUAUUUUCUCCUAUCCCUCCACCUCCCACGGCUCAGAAUGAGAAUAUCCCCCGAAAGAGAGUCGCGGUCAUUGGCGCAGGCCUGACAGGUGUGUCCUCGGCCGCCCACUGCGCUGGCCAUGGCUUUGAUGUCCAAUUAUUUGAAUCCAGACCAAAGGAAAGCGGCUUGGGUGGUAUCUGGAGUAGAGUCAAUUCUACCUCCGCCUUGCAAGUUCACAGUGUCAUGUAUCGUUUUCACCCUUCGGUCAGCUUCGAUAGAGCGUAUCCCACCCAGCAGCAGAUCAAGAAUCAAAUCAUUGAGCUCUGGAAACGCUACGAUCUGGAGAAACGUACGGUAUUUGACACCAAGGUGACAUCUGUGAAGAAGACCGAGAAUGGCCAGUGGAUUAUCAACGACGACGAAGAGCAAUACGGAUUGUUCGACGGUAUAUUGGCUACAGUAGGCGUUUGCGGAGACCCGAAAAUGCCGCCCCUCCCCAACCAGGACAAGUUCAAGGGCCAGAUCUGUCACUCCUCUGAGCUGGAUGGUAAGAAUGCCAAGGGCAAAAAGGUGCUCAUCGUGGGAGGCGGCGCUAGCGCCAUCGAGGCCCUGGAGUUCGCCGUCAAGAAUGGCGCGGCCGAGAUCGAUGUCCUUUCUCGAUCUGAUAAAUGGGUCAUCCCUCGAAACGUGCUUGUUCAGUCUUUGUUGGCGUGCAAUAUUCUUGGACAGGAAACAGCACUUUCGUGGAUUCCCGAGUGGCUCCUACGCAAGUUCUUCUACCGCGAUCUCCAAGAUAUUGCACCAACAGACAAGGGAAUCUUUACUACAACCCCGAUGGCCAACGAUGAGUUAUUCAAUCAGAUCCGCGAGGGCAAAGCUCACUGGUUACGAGGUGACAUCGUAUCAGUGGAAGAAAAUGGCGUGGUGUUCAACCAUCGGUCUAAGGGUGUUCCCAAGGGAGGUCCUGGCCACGAUCGACUGGUUGAAGGAGACAUCAUUGUCAUGGCAACUGGCUUCAAGCGACCUUCAUUGAACUUUUUGCCCGACGAGUGUUUCGAUGAACCCUACGGGCCGCCUAGCUGGUAUCUCCAAGUCUUCCCACCGAAAUACCCCGAUAUCUGCGCGAACAACAGUACCUAUGUCGAUGCUAUUGGUACGGUGGGCAACAUGCAUAUCGGAAUCUACACGAGAUUCUUGCUCAUGUUCCUGACCGACCCUUUGACCAGACCCACCGAAGCAUGGAUGAAGACCUGGAUUGACUUCACGAGGUUCAUGAAACGUCUGGCACCUACUGAGGCAUUUGACUUCUUCACCUAUGCCGAGCUGAUCUACUGGUACAUCUUUGUUCUUGUCAUCAACCCAUUCCGUUGGAAAUGGGCAUUGUUCGUGUUCUUCGGUAUUGGACGUGGCUUGCCCUUGAUGUUUGUGGAGCGGGAGAAUUCCUUCCGCAGGGAACUGAAGAAACAGCGCAAGGCGAGGAAAGCUCAUUGA